Molecule: messenger RNA, 1752 nt
Organism: Solanum tuberosum (potato)
Lineage: Eukaryota; Viridiplantae; Streptophyta; Magnoliopsida; Solanales; Solanaceae
Product: F-box/FBD/LRR-repeat protein At1g13570-like
Exons: 4
Coding region: 192-1466 (424 amino acids)
Molecular function (GO): protein binding
Source: RefSeq, a predicted model, not a curated record
UACUCUCUAAUCACUCCACACCGUUUGCUUUUCAUUUUCCCCCUAAAUUUUAAGAAAACCUCCGCCCUGUGAAAUCUACAAAUCCCCAUUUCUCUCAUUCUCUCUUUGGUUGAUGAAAGAUAAUACUUUAUUCCUUUUGGAUCUUCCUAAUUCACUAAUUGUUGCUCUUGGGUUACAUUGGCGAAUACGGUAUGAUGGCUCCUGAGGUUAAAAAGCAGUGUUGUGAAUCUUUACCUUUCGAUGUACUUAGCAAUCUUCCAGAGAAUGUAAUUGAUAUCAUUUUGAUGUGUUUGCCAUUUAGAGAUGCGGUGAGGACUAGCAUCUUAUCAAACAUAUGGAGAUAUAAAUGGUGCCGACUUCCUGAGUUGACACUUGAUGAUGCUUUUUGGAAAACUAAGAAUAACUUAAUAUGCCAUACGACUGCGAUUACCAAGAUUAUCUACCAUAUUUUGAUAUUUCAUGAAGGACCGAUUACAAAGUUUACACUCUGUGUUCCUAAGUCGAGAAGUUGUCCUAUGAUCGAUGACUUGAUAUAUUUCCUCGCGAAAAAUGGCAUUCGGGAUCUUGUGCUUAAACUUCCAUUCAAGAGUGAACCAUACGAAUUGCCACCUUCAUUUUUCAAAAGCUUGCAGUUGAGGAAUUUGAAUCUCCAGAAUUGCUUAAUACUUCGUCCACCGACCUUCAAAGGACUUGAUAGGUUAAUUAGGUUGGAACUAUGUGAAGUUUCAAUUUCUUCCGAGGAGCUAGGAAGUUUAAUCUCUCAUUGCUUGUUGCUCGAGCAUUUGGUGUUGUAUAUUGCCGAGACUUACAGCAACCUCAUUGAAAUUAAUGCUCCCAUGCUGAAAUCAUUUUACUUCGCAGGCAGUGUAAGAUCUAUCUUUUUAAAGAAUAUCCCUCUUCUGGCAAAACUUUUACUUGCAUCUAGCGACACAGAUUAUUUCGGGGAAGAAAAAUGGGAUAUUGUGAAGUUUUUCGAGUCGUUUGAAUCUUUUUCUGCUCUCGAGCAUAUAUACUUGAAUAUGAUAUUUGCUGCAGAAGCGAGUGAAGUACCAAUGAGGCUUCCUUUUAAUCUUAACAGUGUCAAAAGACUUGACAUAAGUGUUGAUCUUUAUAACUCGGUUGAGGUGUCAUGUGCUCUUUGCUUGAUAAGAAGCUUCCCGUAUUUACAAUAUAUGGAUAUUUCGGAGGCUUAUCCUAAAUAUGAUAUAGAAGAAGCUUAUCAAGUAGAAUGUACCUCGGAUGUGACGUUUAAUCACCUAAGGGAAGUUAGGCUAACACUUGCUAGUGGCUCAAUCAUCGAGAUGCAGCUUGCCAAACUUCUGUUAGCUAAUUCUCCCAUGCUAGUGAGAAUGCUCUUCGCGUCGUGUGUAGUUAAAGCAUCUGCUGCAGUCAAAAAACUCGCUGCUGAGUUAACAACAUUUCAGCGUGCAUCACCUAAAGCAGAGGUGUCCUUCAUCGAAAACUAGUACAUGAUUACAGUCCUGUUUAUUGAUCUUCUUCAGGAGUCUAUAAUCGGACCAUGAUGUUUGGCACAAAUAUUUUGCAAGUUUAUGUGAAUAGCUAGAUAGUACUCUGAACAUCAGUUUUGGGAAGAUUAGUGAAUCUGUGUAGAUGAUUUGACUUAUCUGUUGCAUAAUAUGUUAUUAAAAUAUGAAGUUCUCUUGGACUCACUUCUGUCAAGAAAUUUAUGAUUAUCUAGACUUUUCGUGUGUAUAGUCCAUGAAUUUCUUAGAAUAUGUGUGACCAACUCUG